CAGUGGGAACUGAACAGAAGCUACGUAAACUGCAGAGAGGACAGCACCUACAGUACAUACAAAAAACACCACGCUCAUGCGCAAUAAUUUCCGUAUCAAUAGCCACGGAAAAACAGGUUCCAGAAAAUCUUGCAAAGCAGCCACUCCAUAAUAUUUCAUGAUCAAAUUUUGGGCGUAGUAAACCCUCUCGCUUCGUCUCUUCCUCUCUACUACUAGUUCUACUACGGGUGACCAAAUUCCGUCCAAAAAGAAACGACAACACAUAACUGGUUUGCAGGGUCACCGCGAGCUACCGAGUCUUCGGAAAUAUGGCCCUUUUCUCUUUCUUUGCGGGUUGGAUCGGUUAUUUGUUUAUUUGCCUGCUUGGAUUGAUUUUCAUCGCAUUUCUCUGUUUUUGUCUUUACAUAAAAUAUAUUCAUCUGAAAUAUGAUCACAUACCGGGACCACCAAGGGAUAGUUUUAUAUUUGGUCAUUCCCCAACCAUGCUGAGGGAGAUGAGCAAUGGUCGAGUUGUCCACGACAAAUUUCUGGAAUGGGCUGAGACAUAUGGACCGGUCUACCGUAUCAACGGUUUGCAUGUUGUGAUGUUGUGUGUGACCUGUCCUGAUACCACCAAGGAAGUCCUGAUGUCACCGAAGUACCCCAAAGACUCAAUGGUCUAUAAGCGUCUCUUCAACCUGUUUGGACAGAGGUUUUUGGGAAGUGGCCUGGUCACAGCACAGAAUCAUGAUGAGUGGUACAAACAGCGAAGAAUAAUGGACCCUGCCUUCAGCAGUCUGUACCUGCGGGGUCAGAUGGGUGCGUUCAACGGGAGGGCAGAGAAGCUGAUGGAUAAACUGGCGGACAUGGCUGACACCAACACAGCUGCCAACAUGCAACACAUGUUCAACUGUGUGACACUGGAUGUCAUCACUAAGGUGGCGUUUGGAGUGGAGCUGGAUCUGCUGAAGGAGGGUGACUCUCCGUUCCCCAACGCUAUAGAGAUGUGUCUGAAGGGAAUGGUCCACUAUCUCAGAGACUUCACCUUCCAGCUCUACCCAAAGAACAAGAAGUUCAUCAACGAGGUGAAGAAGUCUUGUCAACUGCUGCGUUCGACAGGCAGACAGUGGAUCAACGAGAGGAAAAUGGCCGUCCAAAACGGAGAGGACGUUCCAAAAGAUAUCCUCACACAGAUCCUCAAGACGGCUGGCAAAGAGGAAAACAUAGCAAACGAUGAUGAGGAGCUAAUGCUGGACAACUUUGUGACGUUCUUCAUUGCGGGGCAAGAGACAACAGCCAAUCAACUAGCUUUUGUUGUUUUAAUCAUGACAGGGCAAGAGACAACAGCCAAUCAACUAGCUUUUGCCGUCAUGGAACUGGGAAGGCUGCCAGAGAUACUGACAAAGGUGAAGCAGGAAGUGGAUGAUGUCAUCGGGAUGAAACAGGAAAUCAGCUUUGACGACCUGGGGAAAAUGACCUACCUGUCUCAGGUUUUGAAGGAGACUCUAAGGUUGUACCCUACAGCACCAGGCACUUCUCGUUUCAUCCCUAACGACAUCGUCAUCAACGGCAUCCCCAUCCCAGCAGGAGUCUCAUGCUUUUUCAGUUCGUAUGUCUGUGGAAGGUUGGAUAAGUUCUUUGAGGACCCGCUGAAGUUUGACCCUGAGAGGUUCCAUCCAGACGCUGCCAAACCCUAUUACUGCUACUACCCCUUCGCCCUGGGACCACGCUCAUGUCUGGGACAGAGCUUCGCACAGUUGAGCACACCAAAGAGAUCUGUUGUUCACAGAUGGAGGCCAAGGUAGUGAUGGCCAAGCUGCUCCAGAGGUUUGACUUCAGCCUGCUGCCUGGCCAGUCCUUUGACCUCCUGGACACUGGGACUUUGAGACCAAAGAGUGGAGUGGUUUGUAACAUCAGACACAGAGGACAGACACCCGCAGCCUGACCUGACUGGGACCUGAACAUGACUAGCACUUCUCUAUAACAUACUUGUCUUAUUUCUUCUACUUCCUAGUGGAGCAAAUUAUCUCUUUCUUUCAAUGAAGCACCUUAUUCAAAUAUCUAGCUAUUUUUUAUGAAAAUGGAUUUUGAACAAUUAUGUUUAUUCUUUGUAUCAAUGGUGAAAUAAUAUCUUAAAUAUGACGGUUCUGUGUGUUGAAGAGUUACUAGGACAGACUUGACAUAGGAGUGUUUGUAUUUGUGCCGAUUCCAUGUUGUUAAUGCACCCUUAUCAUGUAGUUACUAUGCAGUAUACCAUUUAUCACAUAAUAUAAAGGUUACUAUGCAGUAUACCAUUUAUCACAUAAAAUAAAGGUUACUAUGCAGUAUACCAUUUAUCACAUAAUAUAAAGGUUACUAUGCAGUAUACCAUUUAUCACAUAAUAUAAAGGUUACUAUGCAGUAUACCAUUUAUCACAUAAUAUAAAGAGAUUUAUAAAGUAUAUAUUAACUUAUUUGAUGAACUUCCUAAUCAACAUUACCACAGUGCCUCUGUUGGAGUGAAUUUACUAUAUUUUAAUAAAAUAAUUGACCAAA
Molecule: messenger RNA, 2514 nt
Organism: Oncorhynchus mykiss (rainbow trout)
Lineage: Eukaryota; Metazoa; Chordata; Actinopteri; Salmoniformes; Salmonidae
Source: RefSeq, a predicted model, not a curated record